UGUGUUGCUUGAUCAAAUGAUUUAUUAUUGUAUCCUAGCAACAUGAAGACCGCAACAGUGGGUUUGUUUGGCGUGACUCGGAGACCACUACAAGACGUAAAAAAUGAAUGUGUCUCCGGAGGAAAUCCAAGUCAUGGUGGAGAAGAUUUCUCGCCAGGUUGUUCUGCUGCGGAGGAAAAAUAACCAACCAAGGGCUGGCAGCAGCAGUCUGCCAUGCAAGUUGCUGCUCUCAGUGGAGGCCCAACUCAUCUCCAACGCACUGCAGAGCUUCAUAACCGACAGUGAGAUCGCAGUGAGCCGCUUGGCUUUCCUGCAUGUGAACAAUAUUGUGGAAACGGAGGACAAAGAGUUAAUGAGAUGCCUUCAGGAGCAUCAGGUGUUGGCAAAAACGCUGGAAGAAUUAGAAAUAACACAGACGGAGGCUGGUGAAGAAAAUUGGGCCAAGCUACAGACAGACUUUAUGAAAUCAGUGAGGAAUUUGUUCAAGCAUUUCAGGGCAAAGCCAGAAGACAUUUUUGAUUUGAAAAGAAGAGAUGGGUGUCAAGAUUUAGAGACGGCUGGAGUGUUCAUUGGAGCACUGAGGACAUUUCACAAGCACAUCGUCGAAAGAUUGAAGACCAACCCAGAUGAAGAGCUGCACCGGUUGCUGCACGUGCCGGUGCCGUCAUCCAUCGCGCAGAAGGUAAAGGAUGUCGACAAACUGGAAGAAGAGAUGUCGGCUCUCACCAUGACAGUGGACUUGAAGAUUCAUGGAAAAAAUGAAGAGAUCAAUGGCCUGGAGAGUCAACUGCAGGAGGACCAUUCAAAGGAACUGCCUUCUUUAUCAGACGAGCGUUGUCAGCCACACAUCAAGUCUUCAGAAAUGAGACAAGCGGCCACACAGAAGGAAAUAGACAAGCUCAGCACGCGGCUCAAGAGUUUGAUUCUUGAAAACAAAGACAACGAAAGGGAACUUCAAGAGAAAAAUGAACGGCUGGAAAUUGAAAUAGAAGAAUUCCUUCACGAUUUUGAUGAAAAGAUGGAAGAAAAUCAGGCUAAACUGGAGAAAGUUCAAACUCUGUUAAACCAAGAGCAAGGUGAGAUCAGUCAGCUGGAGGAACCGUACGCCGCCCUGAAACACGAAUACGAUCUAGUGAUGGAGAGACGGCAACAGUUGGAACUAAGGCGACAGGAGGAAGCGGAGGAGCUGAAGGUGAAGACCCAAGCAGCGAUUGUGAUUCAGGCCUACUGGAGAGGACACUCCACCCGCGACACAAUGAAGAGGAAAUCGAAAGUCAAAAAGAGCAAGUCUAAAAAGAAGGAAAGGAAGACGAAGAUGGCGCAUAAACAACAAUGAGAUCAGAUGGACUUGUUAUCCAAAACUUGCUGUUCCAUGUGUUCUGUCUGAGUCUGGCUUCUUCAGCUUUGUCUUCAAGUCAUAUUGCUUUUCCAGACUCAUGAUGUAGAGAUCAUUGUGCCAUCA
Molecule: messenger RNA, 1462 nt
Organism: Synchiropus splendidus (mandarinfish)
Lineage: Eukaryota; Metazoa; Chordata; Actinopteri; Syngnathiformes; Callionymidae
Product: interaptin-like
Exons: 5
Coding region: 104-1336 (410 amino acids)
Molecular function (GO): protein binding
Source: RefSeq, a predicted model, not a curated record